Messenger RNA from Ceratitis capitata (Mediterranean fruit fly), 2489 nucleotides. RefSeq names its product nuclease-sensitive element-binding protein 1 (gene yps). The transcript has 4 exons. NCBI's taxonomy places the organism in Eukaryota, Metazoa, Arthropoda, Insecta, Diptera, Tephritidae. Gene Ontology annotation, molecular function: nucleic acid binding. Gene Ontology annotation, biological process: regulation of gene expression. Gene Ontology annotation, cellular component: nucleus. The record is from RefSeq and is a predicted model, not a curated record. Bases 249 to 1205 code for a protein of 318 amino acids.
CAGCGGAAGAUGCCAUUUUGUCAAUCGAAUAAGAUCUGGAAAGAACACCAUUGCGAUACAGCAGAAAAGAAUUGGGAGUGAUUUUUUACCAUCCAUCACUCAAAAUUAACAACAGAGUAGUUGAAAGAGUCCCUAACGUCAACAAAACACCAACAUACAUUAAAAAGCAAACAGAAAUUCGUCGAAUCUGUAUUCGGAAUUUAAAAGAACAGAAAAUAAAUACAUACGAAAUUUUUGUGAGCUAGAAAAUGGCAGACUCAGACAAACAGCUACCGAUUGAGCAGCAGCAGCAACAGCAACAACAUCAGCAGGAUGUCCAACAAGGUGAUGCUGCUCAGGCCCAAUUGAAGUCGCUGCCACCGAAAGAAGUCAUUGCAACUAAAGUAACUGGCACCGUGAAAUGGUUCAAUGUAAAGAGCGGUUAUGGUUUCAUUAAUCGCAACGACACCAAGGAAGAUGUUUUCGUACAUCAAAGUGCGAUUGCGAGAAAUAAUCCUAAAAAAGCAGUGCGUUCCGUUGGUGACGGCGAAGUUGUGGAAUUUGAUGUGGUUAUCGGGGAGAAGGGCAAUGAAGCCGCCAACGUCACUGGACCAUCUGGUGAACCAGUACGUGGUAGUCAAUUUGCGGCCGAUAAACGCCGUAAUUAUCGUCCAUGGAAUAACCGCAAUCGCCGCAAGCCACAAGACCAAGGACCCGACGGCAAUAUACAGCAAGGAGUCGAAGGUGAGAUUAGAGCGGAUGGUCAGCAGCAACAGCAACAACAGCAACGUCCGCGUCGAAAUUACCGCCGCGGUGGAGGUCCACCUGCAGGCCCUGGUGGCCGUGGCGGUCGAGGACGUCGUUUUAAUAACUAUUAUCCACGAAACCAAGGUAGACGCUCAGGUGGUAGUGAAAGCGGAAUGAAUGAGGGCGGAAAUGACCAGAACGCUGACUCCACACAAAGGGGCGGUGAUGGUCAAGGUAUGCCCGGGCGACGUGGUGGAACAAGACGUUUCGUCCGUCGUAAUUUCAAUAAUGGUGGUGGACGUCGUGGUCCACGCGAGGAUGGCAAUGGUGGACAAGGACCUCCGCGCAACAAUCGUCCAAGACGAAACAGGAAAUCCAGUGGCGCUGGAGGUGCCCCUGGUGGCGAAGGUCAACACCAACAGCCACAGCAGGAUGUUGGUCAUGAAGUGCAGAAUACCACAACAGAAAGUACAGCAUAAAGAAUCAAAUUAAUGGGUGCCACUUAUGAGAUUCCACACUGAAAACCAACAAAAUCAAUCAAUCAAGCAACAACAGGAAAGAAUGAGCAUUUGAGCAAGGAAAAUCGCGUUUAAUACAAAUAAACAACCAAAUAUAUUAUGUAUUUUAGUAAAGAAUCCAUAAGAACUACAUGCACAUUACUAAAAAAAAAAAAAAAAUAACAUCUAUUAAACAGAGUGUAAGCUUUGUAAAAAAAAAAAAAUUAAAACAAAAACAGAAAAAAACAUCAACGGCAUAAUAAUAUGUAUGCACCGGAAAAUUAAAAGUUAAAACUCAGUAUAUCAGAUGUUUUCGCUAUGAAGGUCACAUUUACAUCUUUCUGCGCGAACUAAUUAGGCUGAUGAUAAAACAAAAGGAACUGUCAAAAGAAAUAAAAACCUCUUUGGUCCUAUUUAUUAUUAUUUUUUAUAGUAUCUGUAAAAUGUACAUAUGAUCGUCAUAUUUGUCCAUUAUUAUUAUAUUAUAUAUAAAGAAAAAUAUUUAUUUAAUAAACGUGUGCCUAAUUUUAAAGAUGGUUUACAAUGAAAUGUAAGUGAUUUUGCUCUAACACCGUAGCUAACUUGUUAUAACCAGCAUGGCAAUAUUUGAAAACAUUUGGUGCAUAUUUAAAGAAAGAAAAGGAGUCAAGUUACACGUCAGCUUAAAACUGCUGGAAGCUGCCAUUUUUGGUCCAAAGGCAUUGAAAACACAGUAAACGAUCAGCUAAUUUCAAUAGCAAUAUAAAUAUUUUAUGAGACAUCUAAAUAAUUUUAACGUAAUUUAAAUAUAUAUCCUUGUUUAAAAUUUUAAAAUCAAAAAAGUACUACUCACUUCUAACAUACAAUUUUGUGAAUUAACUUGCCGUAAGGCUAAUUUUGAUUACAUUCUUCGAAACAUUGUUUUUUUUAUAUUAUCAUUUCAUUACUUGCUUCAAUAUUAUUUAUUUUUUAAACAAAUUUAUGGUUUUAAUAUAUUUAUUUUAUUAGGAUUAUUUACGCUCGGCUAAUAUCGAAUUUUAUGAUUCAAUAUUGUAAUAACCAGUUUUCAUCUUCCAACAGUUCAGUGGAUCAUAUACCAUACAAGUUGUUUUUUAAGUGGCUCAGUGUUCUCUACAUACUCAUAAGUUAUGAAUAUAUAUACGAAACACUAAAUGUCCAAGAUAAGCAUAAUGAAACCGCAUACACAUACGUAAUAAUUAUUUGUUUUUGGAAAAAAAGUUUAAAAAAAAAUUGUAAAACCCUUAAUAAAUCUUAUUAGAAACAUUA